UAAACAAAGUGACAAAUAUUUGCAAACAUUUAAUUGAUAUUCAAUUAAUGAUCAUUUAAUGCAAUCAUAAAUUUUGAUUGUUUCYUGAGUUUGUAACCAUAUGUUGAUCAUUGGUUUCAAAGUUAUUGUAUGGUCUGAUCAGUCGAAGAUCAAGUAAUUGACACAAUAAUGGAUGAGUUAAAAGUUGUGAAAAACUUCCGUAAAUUGCAACCAUUGUUAACCAACGAAAAGCUGAAGAACUCAGUUAGACUUUUGGCUAUCUUUGGUCACAAUGGUUCAGAUAUUAUAUUUGCCACAACUAAUGAUAAUGUAUAUGGCUUUGGAAGCAAUCGGUUUGGUUGUCUUGGUUUAAGUACUUGGGAUGAAGAUAUUGAUAAACCACAGCUCAAUAUAACUUUGUCGUCAAAGCAGCUCAAGAAUAUCUACUAUGGUUUUGGUCAUUGUAUAGGACUUACCAAUAGUGGACAGUGCUAUUCGUGGGGAGAAAAUGAAUUUGGACAGUUAGGUAUUGGCACUUAUGAGACAACAAAUACACCGCAACUGAUUCAACAGUUAACACAUGAGACAAUUGUAGACAUCAGUUGUGGUAAUAGACAUACACUAGCGUUGACCAGAAACGGAAGAGUUUACGGAUGGGGUCGUCAAACAUUUGGUCAGGUUGGCGAUGGAACAGUAUGUUGGCGACCAUUUCCCGUUCUCGUGUCUAUUUGUGAAGUUAUUGUCUCUCUAUCUUGUGGUAAAUGUCAUUCAUUAGGCCUAUCAAUAACAGGAAAUGUAUAUGUUUGGGGUUUGAAUGAUUUUGGACAGUUAGGUCGUCACAGAGAUAAUGAUACACAAAAGUUUAGUGAUGGUCGGCAAAAGGAGAGAGCGUUUAAUCCAUACCCGCAACUGAUCCCUGGUAUUGAUUCCAUCGUUGUUCAGAAAGCUAUGUGCGGUCCUAACCAUACACUUCUAUUAUCAACUGAUGGAGACAUUUAUGCGUGCGGUCUCAAUGAUUUUGGACAGGUUGGUAAUGGCACCUUUCAUACACAAUACACACCCAUCAAGAUUAAUAGUGAUAUCAAAUUCAAUGACAUUGUCACUAACUUUGAUCACACACUAUCUGUUGCCAUAUCAACUGAUGGCCGACACUGGGCCUGGGGUUACACCUAUUUUGGCUCAAAGAUUACUGCACCACAAGAUUUAACCAAAUUCACUAUCGGAUACUCUUUGCCUGAGAUUUAUGCCAAAUAUUCUGGAAUUUUUAAGACUUAUAAAACGAUAAUUUUUAAUGAAUCGCCAGAUAUUAUCAAAAUUGAUCCAUUAAUGAAAAAUAUAGUUAUGGCAAAUAAAAAACAAACUGUCCAACAAAAUGAUUGUUCAGCAAAUACAUCAAAUAUGGAAACAUUGGCAAUGCCUGUCAAUAAUAAUAAUAAUAAUAAUAAUAGUUAUAAUAUACCAGAGUCUGCAUUUCUUAAACGUAUAAUACAAUUCUUUGACAAUCAAUCGGACUUUGAUUUGGUGUUUGUUUUCAAAGAGGAAGUGAUUUAUUGUCACAAAACAAUUCUUGAGAUUAGAAAUAAACGUUUCAUGAAAUCAAUGCAACAAUACUUAACCAACAAAAAUGAGAUUCACGUCGAGAACCGAUACUCUUAUGAAACUAUGUUUGCAUUCAUCCGAUACUUGUAUUCAAUGACACCCGAUAUUAAUCUCGAUAUUUGCGAUCAGUUAUUGAAUUUAUGCAAUGCUUUCGGGGAACGGGAGCUUAAGAGUCUGUGUGCAAAGAUCUUAGAGUCGUUGAUAGAUUUAGAGACAAUUUGUUUGAUAUAUGAGAUGACAGUUAAUCACAAUUUGCUUUUAUUGCAGAAACAAUGCUUAGAUUUUGCAGUAAAAAACUGGAAAAUUCCAUUAACAUCUUUCAUCAUAUUUAAUAACACAAAACGUAAGGAUAUUUUAACGUAA
This is a messenger RNA of Oppia nitens, 1941 nucleotides long. RefSeq names its product RCC1 and BTB domain-containing protein 2-like. Bases 169 to 1941 code for a protein of 590 amino acids. The record is from RefSeq and is a predicted model, not a curated record. The transcript is spliced from 2 exons. Gene Ontology annotation, molecular function: protein binding. Lineage: Eukaryota; Metazoa; Arthropoda; Arachnida; Sarcoptiformes; Oppiidae.